GGUAAAAAUUCAAAAACCAGCUUACAACUUAUAAAAUGAAGUUGAUUUCCUCCGAGUCCCAGUCUCCAACAGGAUGAAAUAUUUAGUAGUUGCAUUUACUACAGUUUCAUGCAUUUCUGCAUUUUCACAGCCCGAUUAUAUCAAACCGUGCUAUGUCACAAAGCCCGAUUUUAAUAAAUGUGCAUUGGAGCACGGCAACUAUGCCAUUCCAUAUCUCGUCAAAGGCGACAAACAACGGGGAGUGCCCAAGAUGAAUCCAAUGAAACUGCCUUUGGUCGAAGUGAUCGAAAGUAACUUUAGACUAGCUAUGAAAGAUUUAAGUGUUUACGGGUUGGAAAAUUCAACUCUGACUGAUAUUAAAAUGAAUCAAACAUAUCUUGAACUCACGUUUCAUGUCGAUAGACUAAUGUUUAUCGGACAGUACGAAGUUAAUGGGAAAAUUUUAUUUUUGUCCCUACAAGGCUCAGGGCCUUGUAAUUUAACCUCUAUUGGAGGUAACUUUAAAUUUAUUAGUAUUUUGCAAGAUUAUACUGAAGAAAAGGAGACUUUUAUAAAAUUCAACAAACCCAAAAUGGAGUACACUCUAGAAAGAGCAUAUUUUUACUUAGAGAAUCUCCUUGAUAGUAGCGACCAGCAAAUCGGGAUUGACAUUAAUAGAAUAUUGAAUGAAAAUUGGGAAGACGUUCUCAAAGACAUAGACGUUCCUCUGAAAGAAACAGUGACGACGGUGGUCGAGUCAGUCGUUUCAAAAAUCCUCAGAAACAUUCCAGCAAAAAUGAUAUUUCCUGAAUAAUCACCAAUCUGUUCACUAAUCAUUAUCAAUAAUUAUCAUUAAAUGUUCUCAUUUGCAA
Tribolium madens (black flour beetle) is the source of this 851-nucleotide messenger RNA. RefSeq lists its product as uncharacterized. The transcript has 6 exons. The record is from RefSeq and is a predicted model, not a curated record. NCBI's taxonomy places the organism in Eukaryota, Metazoa, Arthropoda, Insecta, Coleoptera, Tenebrionidae. Bases 74 to 793 code for a protein of 239 amino acids.